AGAAGUCGCCACUUUCUUAACAAAAUUCAGCGUGAUAACAAGGUUUAUUUUUCUUACCUAUCAGUUUCAUCGGAUAGGAGAGGAGGUUGCCGAGCAUGGGUGACAAGCGGCGCAGAUUUCACGAGGAAAUGACAUUCAUCAAGCGCAUCAACCCCACGCAGUAUGAGAUCGCCAUGGGGUUUGUGCCCAAUAUGAGGGUGCCAGGCAUUUGCUACGUCAACAGUGCUUUGGAGGGACUGCUUUUCGACGAGCUCAAAGCCUAUUCCAGCUCUGGAGGCCAAGGAGGCUUCCUCCCUGCUGUCAAGCAGAUGGCAAACGUGGCGGCAAUGCCAGGAAUCGUCCAGAGGUCCAUUGCGCUGCCGGACAUGCACUCGGGAUACGGAUUUGCCAUUGGCAACGUGGCAGCAUUCGACAUGUCCGACCCGGAGGCAGUGGUGUCACCAGGGGGCGUCGGCUUUGACAUCAACUGUGGCGUGCGCCUCAUACGAACCAAGUUGACGGAGGCGGAUGUGGCAGACAAGAAGGAGGAGCUGGCACAGGCGCUGUUUGACCAUAUUCCAGUGGGUGUGGGCUCCCAGGGCAUCAUCGCCACCAACACCAAGGACCUGGACACCAUCCUCGAGAUGGGCAUGGACUACUCUGUGCGCGAGGGCUAUUCCUGGGCGGAGGACAAGGACCACUGCGAGGAGCAUGGGCGCAUGCUGUCCGCCGAUCCCUCCAAAGUCAGCCAGCGCGCCAAGAAACGCGGCCUGCCGCAGAUGGGGACCUUGGGCGGCGGGAACCACUAUGCGGAGAUCCAGGUCAUCGACAAGGUAUUUGAUGAGGUGGCUGCGCGCAAGAUGGGCAUCGACCAGGAGGGCCAGGUGUGCAUAAUGCUGCACAGCGGCAGCAGGGGACUGGGCCACCAGGUGGCCACGGACGCGCUGACGACCAUGGACAAGGCCAUGUCACGCGACGGCAUCAUAGUCAACGACCGCCAGCUCGCCUGCACCCGCAUCAACUCCAAGGAGGGGCAGGACUAUCUGGCGGGGAUGGCGUGCGCGGCCAACUUUGCCUGGGUGAACCGCUCGUCCAUGACCUUCCUGGUGCGACAGGCCUUCCAGAAGAUCUUCAAGCAGCAGGCCGACGACCUGGACAUGCACGUCGUCUACGACGUCUCCCACAACAUCGCCAAGGUGGAGGAGCACUUGGUGAACGGCGUGCCCAAGAGGCUGCUGGUGCACCGCAAGGGCAGCACGCGCGCGUUCCCUCCGCACCACCCGCUCAUCCCCGUUGACUACCAGAUGAUUGGCCAGCCCGUCCUGAUCGGCGGCACCAUGGGCACCCACUCCUACGUCCUGACAGGCACGGAGAGGGGCAUGGCGGAGACGUUUGGCAGCACGUGCCACGGCGCGGGAAGGGCGGCCAGCCGCAACAGCUCCAGGCGCACACUGGACUACACACAGGUGCUUGACAAUCUGAAGACCAAGGGCAUCUCGAUCCGCGUGGCGUCGCCCAAGCUGGUGAUGGAGGAGGCGCCGGAGUCCUACAAGGAUGUCAGCGCUGUUGUGGACACCUGCCACGAAGCCGGCAUCUCCAAGAAGACUGUGCGCCUGCGACCCAUCGCCGUCAUCAAGGGCUGAUGCUGCACGCUCUCAGCCGCCGCUGUACAUUUGCAUUUUCUCUCCUGGUUUAAAGUUGCCUGCUGGCAUUAAUUUGCUGGUCACUGUGCUGACCUGCGUAGUGUCACACUGCUGGUGUGGGCCUGCUUUGCUUGAUCUGGGUCAUUUUUUUGUUGUCUGACCUUCUCCCCUUACCAGGGUGUACAUGAUUUGCCUGGUCAAUUGAACCUCAGAACCCAAUCCUAUGAACCCGUAGAGAAGAAGCUGGAACUUUAGACAUGAAUGGACAUUUAGGAAAUGGUUUGAAGAGCUGCUCUAUCUAUAGCUAGAAGAGAAGAAAGCCUUUUGUUUGUAGGGAAUGGACAACAUUUGAUCGCCGGGCUUCAGCAAACAUAUCUCCGUUUGUCGAUACCUUAAAAGUAGAGAGCGAUUACAGCAGCGACUCACAUCAAUCAAAUUGGCAUUCUAUC
Messenger RNA from Coccomyxa subellipsoidea C-169, 2071 nucleotides. Its product is annotated as UPF0027-domain-containing protein. Gene Ontology annotation, biological process: tRNA splicing, via endonucleolytic cleavage and ligation. Gene Ontology annotation, cellular component: tRNA-splicing ligase complex; nucleus. NCBI's taxonomy places the organism in Eukaryota, Viridiplantae, Chlorophyta, Trebouxiophyceae, Coccomyxaceae. Gene Ontology annotation, molecular function: RNA ligase (ATP) activity. The record is from RefSeq and is a predicted model, not a curated record. The transcript has 11 exons. The coding region runs from base 96 to 1622 and encodes 508 amino acids.